Linum trigynum is the source of this 7111-nucleotide messenger RNA. The record is from the annotation of a GenBank genome assembly. NCBI's taxonomy places the organism in Eukaryota, Viridiplantae, Streptophyta, Magnoliopsida, Malpighiales, Linaceae.
CAUCCAUGGAUACCCAUGUUUCUUCGAUAUCAUAGAGAUUGAUUAAUUUAACAGAAGACUAUAAUGGAUACAUAGUCGGUACAUCCUAACAUAACAUUGUUGGAUUGCUUUUGCCCAUUCUCAUUUAUGGAGGGAGGGAGAGAGAAGGGCUAGCUGGUAAUUAAUUUCGCGGAGUGUCGCCGUGUCGGCUGUAUGUACACAUGCAGAGGACAGUAGGGAGGAGGAGGGCAAGCAUCCAAGUUUAUCACUUUCCUUCCACCUUCCACACAAAAGAAAAGUUGAAACCCCAAAAAAAGGAGAAAGAAAAAAGAGAGAGAGAGAGAUCCAAGAAGGCAGUGAGGGUGGUGGGUGGGGUUAUAAAACUGACCUCUCUCCCUCCCUAUAUAUAUAUAUAAAUCAUCAGUCUAACUGAAAAACAUCAAUCAAUCAAAGGGUGAUCAUCGCCAUCAUCCAAGUCACGGCCUGUUCUUUUCAUUCAGGAGACACCAUCAUCACCCAAAUCAUUCGACAAGAAAAGCGGCCGGCCAACCAACAAGAAAAGCCUCAUCUCAGAUAUGUCAAUGUCGACCAUGUCCGCCGCCGCAGCUCCAACCUUGUCCUUAGACCAACAGUACCACCAAAACCAGCAGAUCCCUCCUCCUUCCUCCAACUCGGAGCAGCUCUGCUACGUUCACUGCAACAUUUGUGACACCGUCCUCGCCGUGAGCGUUCCGAGCGCGAGCUUGUUCAAAACGGUGACGGUUCGUUGCGGCCACUGCACCCAUCUCCUCCCGGUCAACAUGCGUGGCCUCAUCCAGCUCCCGCCGCCGCCCACUUCUCCCUCCGCCGCCGCACCCUCUCCGUUCAACUUCCCCCACCCCUUCUUCUCCCCUACCACUACUACUGCUUCCCCUCACAGCAGCAACCUCCUUUUCGAUGAGAUCCAAAACCAAGGUGCUGCCACCACUCCAUCACCGCCGCCGGCAAACUUGCUGAUGUUCAACCACCACCAGCUGAAUUCUCAUAUCAACAACAAUGACUACUUCGGCUUCAAUUCAGGGAGAGGUGGAGGAGGACUGCAGGUGUCGUCGGAUGAGCUCUCGAGGCCGCCGCCAUUGGUCGUUAAUAGACCUCCUGAGAAGAGACAGAGAGUCCCAUCUGCCUACAACCGAUUCAUCAAGGAGGAGAUUCAGCGGAUCAAGGCAGAGAACCCUGAUAUCAGCCACAGAGAAGCUUUCAGUGCUGCUGCUAAGAAUUGGGCUCAUUUCCCCCACAUUCACUUUGGUCUGAUGCCUGAUCAGCCAUUGAAGAAGACGACUAACACUACCCUCCUCCACCACACUCAGGAGGCGGAAGAUCAUCAGCAGCACCAUGUUCUAAUGAAAGAUGGGUUCUUCGGUUCAGCCAAUUUCGGCCUUGCCGGUGCUCCUAAUUACUGAUCAUGCAUCAUCAUGAUGAUCAAGUCGAGAAUGAAGUAGUAAUGGCCGCCGGCUGGCAACCGUCACUUCGAUCUGCUUAGUUUCUGCUUCAUCUUUUUACUGUUUUGUUGGUCUAGCAAGCAAGAAGUGUGAACUUAAGAUAAGAUCGUAUGGUAUGCUUUAUUUUUAAGUAACUAGCAGCUACAUGUAAUGUUAACUGACUGUCUAUGGAUAUGGAUAAAUCCUCUAAUGUCUGAAAUUAAACCAAACCCUACUCUUCCUAAUGUCUGCAAUUAUAUAUGAAGUGUUUCCUUUCAAAGAUGACCACAAAGACUUCAAAGAAGAAAGAAGUAGAUCAUAACUAAAGACCGGUUCUUACGUAUUGGUAUACAUUUGCAUAUAACAUGUCUAUUCCAUGCACAUGCUUGGACUAAUGCAAGCAUUGUCUAUUAUCACGAGAUAACUUAGGGUUACAACUAAUUCGAAAAUGAUCACUACUGAUAAACGCAUAGUAACCUAUCAUUUAAAAAAAGUGGAUAUUGUGCACCAUAAUAUGUAAAUAAACUCUAAUAAUUGGCUUUAUAACGUUCUUUUUAUGAAGGAUGAAAUUAUAUCAAAGGAGAAAGAAAAUUUACAGGAUGGAAAGGUACAAACUACCAAGUGUAAAUACAUGAAUUCGCACGAAGGCUGCUCAGCAUACACAAUUGUCCGAAUUAAAUAUGAAACUAUUAGAUUAUUAUUAGAAUAAUUAAACCCCAAGUAAAACACUAAUUUUUUUUUUUUUGCCAUUAGAUCACUCUUAAUAAGAGAAAAUCGUUCAGAUCAUGAUAAUCAGUAGAGUUUAAGCAACUCUGGAACGUAACCAAGAACAGAAGUCAAACCUCCGAAACAAUGGAGGCGACAAAGAAAGAGCAUGGUGGGCUACAUAGUGAGCCGCGUUGUUGCGAACACGACUAAUGAAUUGAAUCAUAUACGAACCACCACUACAAAAAAAAAAAAAAAAAAAGAGAUUUGGGGACAAAUAUCAGGGCACAGUUCUCUUAGAUUGUCUCCGCAAAUACAAUUCUAAGUAGUAUUAGGGACAAGCGUAUAAAUUGUCUCUAUAAAAUAAGGGAUGUGAUAUUUUUUAUUUUUUUGUUUUAUUCCAAUGUCUCCAAAACAAAUCUCGCUAAUUUUUUGGACAGGGGUUUUAUUUGCUUGCAGCCUGGGUUGAUUUUUUGGUCUUCAAAAUAUAUUAUCAAAAUGAACACAUCAUUUUUUCAUCAUGAACGUUUUCUUUUCCGUUUUGGAGUUGUACUCUGGUUUCCCUUUUUAUUUAUUUCUAUUAUUGUUUUCCUCUUAAGUUGGAGCUUGUAAAAGGGUUUUUUGAAGUCUGAAUUACGAAUUUUGUUGGUAAGUUUAUUAUAUUCAUAUUUAGCUUAUGAUGAUAACUUUACACAAAAAAAAAGCUUAUGAUGAUAAUCUUUUUUAAUUGGGCGAACACGAAAAAUCCUCUCGCUCAACGAAUUUCUCAUCCACGAGCUUGGCGUAAAAAGAUGAAACUGAGAAGAUAUGUGAGCUCUCAAGCGACCACACCAGUCUAGCCAGAAUAGAACCAAGCCUCUCGUGAGGAAAAGACUCCAAUAGAGUCUAGAAUCGAAUACAUUUUGCUUCAACACCACUCGUUAGACUGUGAGACAGAGGCACCGCUCAUGAUUUCCUAUAUUGUCGACCAAAAACAUGUUAAAAUAAUACAGAUCAAAGGAUACUGAGGCAGCUUCCACCCUCGGGAUAGACUCAAAGGAAUCCCAAAUAUCAUUCCAAAAUAAAACCACUUUCCUAACCUCUGAAUAGAUGACCUAGAUAAUAUUCUAGAAUUUAAUUAGGAACGACACCUCCGACACCAAAAAGUUCAGCACAUUGAAAAUAAAAAGUAGUCAACUACUCUUUAGUUUGAUCCAAUCAAUCAUAACAACAAUCGUUCGUUAUGAUUCGUUCUGAUCAAUGUGGGUCAUAUCGUUACCCUGUCGCUAUAUUGAACAUGACAAUCAUUUAUUAUUGAUCCCGUGAGUGUUCAUCAAUGUUGAUCAUAUUUCUUAGCAUUGUUCACUUAUGUACUUGUACCUAUCCCAUAAUUGUUCAUAAAGUCUUGUGCUCCAUACAUACACUACUCAAUGUAAUACUCAACAACCUCUUUUUGUGAUUUCAUUUUUUUCACUGGAUAGUAUACUUUUUAAGAAGACUGAAGCUAUGUAAUUUCUAUAAUUAACCGUCUAUAAAGCAAUGCCAAGUUAUUUGACAAUGGUAUCGUCUAGGGUUUGCAUAAACCUGUUUUUCGCUUAAAAGAAGAGACCAGAAGAGGCCAUGCGGACAAGUACAAAUGUACAUGGAAAGCAGGAUAGAGCAAAGAAGUGGCCGGUAGCUAUGCAAUUGCAAUGGAUCGAUCGUUCGUAUAUAUGGAGAGUUAAUUGAGUAGCCUGUUGCUGCUGCUGCUGCUCGUAGCUGGUAGUGUAGUGAAAGGAACAGGUGAGGGAAAGGUGGUAGCCCACCCACAGGCCCCGAUCAAGCCAUGCACACGUCCCUUUCCCACCCACCUUCAUCAUCUGCCGCCAACCAUGCAAAGCAAAUGCAAAUGCAAAUGCAACCCUGGCCUUCUCUCCCUCUUGCUUUGGGAAUGCUGCCUACCCACAGCCACAACUUCCACCCACAUACAUUAUCAUAAUCAUCUUCCCUUAAUCAUCCUUCCCCGUCACACACACCAGACCCUACCAUGUACGUUGAUAGCACUGGUACGUUAUACUAUGCUUACAUUGUUGGAUUGCUCUCUUGUAUUAUAGAUCUUUGAAUAAUUAUGCAUAUUGAGAAGAAAACAUAUAGUCAAAUACCAUUAUGUUCUUCAUUUCGCAUAUUUGAUGCUUAUUCAUGCAAGUUAGUGCUUAUUCAUAUAAGAAUUAUGGUUAUUCACAUCAUUGUAGUGUUACAAAAAAAAUAAUCAGGUCCAAAAUUGUUCUAGUAAUUCUACCAAUGGUGUUUUUAUUUAGAGGUCUAAGAUUCUAAUUGCUUAAGUAGCACAUAAAAUUAAAAACAAACCUUUGCCACUCUUAUAAAAAUUAAGAAGUUUGAAAAAUCCAAUUUUACUCCAAAAAAAUUAGGGCCAAUACAAACUAUUAGGGUUGGGGGAUGUCCGUUUCCAUUAGGGGCUUGUUUGCUUGAUAAAUUUGGUGAGAGAUUUGAAUUCAUCAUGGACUUUGUCCACAAUCCAUUGUUUGCUUCAUGCAUCUAGGGACAACAAUCAGUGGGUGCAACGAACUUUAAAGGUCCAAAUUCGUGGAUUACACGAACUUGAAAGUUCCACCUAUUUGGUGGGAAUUGAUCAUGGACUUUAAAGUUCAUUAUUUAUGACCAAACUACCCCUCCUAUUUCAAUUCUCUUCUCAUACCAAUGAGGACAAUAAAGGUAAAUUUCACUUCAUACAUAUAAAUCUAAUUAACUAAUUCCAUCAUGAAAUCUAUGAGACAAACAUUGGUAUUUUGCAAGUUCAUGAUGAACCCAAAACCCUCAUAUCUCCAUGAUCUUACAAAACCCAAAUUUUAUCAAAACCUUCAUUUUUCAAAUCCACGAAACAAAUGAAGCCUAGAUGCUCAUCUAUAUAGAGGAGAGGAGAGGAGAGGAUUUGGGCCAUAUAAAAACAUGUGUCACUAAUAGUAGGGAGUGCAAGCGUCCAAGUCGAUCACACUUUCCUUAGCUUCCACACACAAAGGAUAAGAGAGAGAGAGAGAGAGAUCCCAAGAAGGCAGUGGGCUUGUGCGGUUAUAAGUUAAACAUCUUUCUACCUGUGUAACAAAACAUCAGUCAAUCAAAAGGUGAUCAUCAGUUCAUCACUAUCCAAUCAACUGUACUUUUCAUUCAGGAGAUACCAUCAUCAUCAUCAUCAGAAUCAAUAUAAUAAUAUAGAAGGAAGCGGUCAGCCAAACCAACCAACUGUUGCCAACCACCAAGAAAUUAAACACGUAUAACACACAUCAGAUGUCAAUGUCGACUAUGUCCCCCGCUCCCUUCUUCUCCCCUACUACUACUACUGCUUCCCCUCACAACAAUAACAAGCUCCUCUUCGUACCUAAACUAUAGGGCUAGCUUUCUGGUGGCCGAUCUCUACUGGUCAGUCAAGCCUUCUGAACAGUAGUUGGCUUCCCUUUUCUUUUUUUUUUCUUUAUAUAUAUAGUUUUCAUCUCCCCAUUCAAAAUUUUGGAUUUUCAUCUUUUCCAGGAUUUUCAUCUCCACCGCCGCCAGCAAACUUGUUGAUGUUCAACCAGCACCAGCUGAAUUUCCCCGUCAAAAAUAAUGACUACUUGGGCUUCACUUCAGCUCGAGGAGGAGAAGGAGGAAUAUUCAUGCAAAGUCCCGUCGGAUGAGCUCUAAAGGCCGCCUCCAUUGGUAGUCAACGGACGUACGUAAGAACCUAACAUUCAUGAUUCACCUCUCCCUCCCUCUCUCUCUUCUUUAUCCCUCUCGAAAAAGGGGAAGAAAAAAAGGGAAGGUUUAUUAAGAACCAAAACUUGGUUUACAGCUAGCUGGUUGCAGCAAUAAAUUUUACCAAAAGAACCCUAGCUAGCUAGCUAGUUGAAUCGAAGUAGCACUGUUUUUUUAGCAUGAAGCGGCUGCUGCAACUACUCGUAAAAAGCUGCUCAGAAAUCGCACGCCAAUUAUAUUGGAUCUGUGCCCCAAAUUCUUAUUGAUUGAAUCAGCAGCUGCAGUUUUUAUAAUAAAGCUUACAUAUAUAUAUAGAUUACUUAAUAAUUAGUUGGUUAUCGUUUAGGUUGGUCGCCCGGCUGGCCGGCCGGGGGAAAAGGAAAGAACCCAUCAAGUAGCAAAUGAUUGUACUGUUCCGUCGAGGUUUAUUUAUACUCCAUUUAAGCUCGCGCAAAUAUUGUAGCCUAGAAGAUAUGUAAAAAUACCGAAUCUUUUGGGGAAGAGAGAGUAAAUUGACAGUGGCAACCAGCAGCAUCACAACACAAAAGAAACGACAAAUUAGUAGCAAAAUAAAUAAAAAAAACGACAAAUUUUAUUUUAUUUCUUUGGGGUUUUUCUUUACCGUGAACGAUAUUAUAUAAUCACAUGCAUGGCGAUCAUUAUGUCAUUGUUUUGACUAUAUUUCUAUUUUCCACAUAUCAAGAGCUACAAUGAGUAAAAAGUUAAUGUGGCGCGAGGGUGGGUGUGGAAUUCAUUAGUUUAGUGAAUGAAUGUAGGGAGGAGAUCCAGCGGAUCAAGGCAGAGAACCCUGCCUGAUACUAGGAGUGGUUAUACAGUCUGGUACGAUUAAAUUGAUCCAGUUUCAGUUAGUUUUUUUUUUUUUUGAAAAUAUAAGGAUCAAAUAUUAGAUUGGAUACGGUCUGGUCUUGACUCGGUACGGUCUUGACUCGAUUCGGUCUUGAUUUUAGAUUGACCUUGUGGAGAUUUGAGUGGCCUGAGGCCUCAAAUGGUGAGGAGUUGGUUAAGUUUUGGGUUGGACUCUCUUAUCUAGUCUUUAUCUGGUUUUCAGUCCGGUUCCGAACGAUUUUUUACCUCAAAUUUCAGCCUGAAGAUCAGAUUAGUUUGUUUGCUAUCCGAUCCUAUUCCGAUCUCGGUCCGGUUUUGGGUAAACCAAAAAGCCCGAACCAAAUAACCACUCCUAAUAUCACCAACAGAGAAGCUUUUUAGUGCUGCAAAUAAUUACAUAAUAAUUUUAUCAAAUGGUA